Molecule: messenger RNA, 1343 nt
Organism: Ailuropoda melanoleuca (giant panda)
Lineage: Eukaryota; Metazoa; Chordata; Mammalia; Carnivora; Ursidae
Gene: AKR1A1
Product: aldo-keto reductase family 1 member A1
Exons: 9
Coding region: 271-1248 (325 amino acids)
Biological process (GO): aldehyde catabolic process
Molecular function (GO): alcohol dehydrogenase (NADP+) activity
Source: RefSeq, a predicted model, not a curated record
GACUUAAGCCCGGUGCCUGCCUUCACCAUCAGGCGAACUUCCUUCGCAGCCCACCGAUGCCGGAAGCUGAUGCCUAUUGGAUCGUGGGCUGGGCGCCGAACCGAGCAGAGAUCACACUGUCUUGUUCACGCUCUGUGCUCCAGCCGAGGUGAGUUUCUCCUGCUGCUGCCCCUAUCUCCUCUGUGCCCCCAGAAUAGAGCAGAGAGCGCAGGCUCUUGGAGGCAGUCUGACUCAAUUUCGGAUUUGAACUCUGUGUGAUCUUGGGGGGCAAUGGCGGCUUCAUGUGUCGUCCUGCACACUGGGCAGAAGAUGCCCCUGAUUGGGCUGGGCACCUGGAAGAGCGAUCCUGGCCAGGUGAAAGCAGCUGUUAAGUACGCCCUGAGUGUAGGCUACCGCCACAUUGACUGUGCUGCUAUCUAUGGCAAUGAGACUGAGAUCGGGGAGGCCCUGAAGGAGAAUGUGGGACCUGGCAAGGUGGUGCCUCGAGAGGAGCUGUUUGUGACUUCUAAGCUGUGGAACACUAAACACCACCCUGAGGAUGUGGAGCCUGCCCUCCGGAAGACACUGGCUGAGCUUCAGUUGGAGUAUUUGGACCUGUACCUGAUGCACUGGCCCUAUGCCUUUGAGCGGGGAGACAACCCUUUCCCUAAGAAUGCCGAUGGGACUAUCCGCUACGACUCUACCCACUACAAGGAGACCUGGAAAGCGCUGGAAGCACUGGUGGCGAAGGGGCUGGUACGGGCACUGGGCCUGUCCAACUUCAGCAGUCGGCAGAUCGAUGAUGUGCUCAGUGUGGCCUCGGUACGCCCAGCUGUCCUGCAGGUGGAAUGUCACCCAUACUUGGCUCAGAAGGAGCUGAUUGCCCACUGCCAAGCACGCGGCCUCGAGGUGACCGCUUAUAGCCCUCUUGGCUCCUCUGAUCGAGCUUGGCGUGAUCCUGAUGAACCGGUCCUACUUGAGGAGCCAGUGGUCCUGGCACUGGCUGAGAAGUAUGGCCGGUCUCCAGCUCAGAUCCUGCUCAGGUGGCAGGUCCAGCGGAAAGUGAUCUGCAUCCCCAAGAGUAUCACCCCUUCACGUAUCCUUCAGAACAUCCAGGUGUUUGACUUUAUUUUUAGCCCGGACGAGAUGAAGCAGCUAGAUGCCCUGAAUAAAAAUUGGCGAUACAUUGUGCCCAUGCUCACAGUGGAUGGGAAGAGAGUUCCGAGAGAUGCAGGGCACCCUCUGUACCCCUUUAAUGACCCAUACUGAGAACCCCACUUCCUGGUUUCCUUUCCAGCUCUCCAGCUGCAAGGUUCUGCCACCCGCAGAAAGGAGUUAAUAAAGCCAUUGGAGCACCCACACUA